Messenger RNA from Homarus americanus (American lobster), 3875 nucleotides. RefSeq names its product gem-associated protein 5-like. NCBI's taxonomy places the organism in Eukaryota, Metazoa, Arthropoda, Malacostraca, Decapoda, Nephropidae. The record is from RefSeq and is a predicted model, not a curated record. Gene Ontology annotation, molecular function: protein binding.
AUCAGAAAAAAGUUAAUGGAUAAAUUUGAGGAUAAAGACCAUUAUUGGGAGAGGACAGAAUUUUUAAAUUUUGGUAAGCUACCAAUAAGCCAAUGCUCUGAUGACGACAUUAAACUGGAGUUAGGUGAUAUUCUUCUUCCACCAUCACCCAACUGGUUCAUCAGUGAUGCUGUGGACAGUCGCUCUGAAGAUGGCUUGCUGGUAACAGCAGCUUUCAAGACCAUUGUGGUGUAUCAUAUGGUUGAAGAGAAGAGAUUACCUAAGGUGGUGAAGGUGAUUCCACUCAGUGACAAAGUCUUGUCUGUUCGAUUACAUCGCCAAGUGUCUGAGCCAGAUUAUGGACACACAGUUGCAAGUAUUACUGACUCAUCAAGUGUUAGACUGUAUAAUCUACAUACUGGCAGUAUCAUCGCACAACAUCUUGAACAUCAGAAUCUCUUGGUAAAUGCCUUGUGUUGGGGAAGCAUUGGAGGAGAAGAAGUUGUUGUAACUGUUGGCAACAGUGGCCGUGUGGUGGUGUGGCAGGCAAGGCAUGGUGUCACACGAGUCCAUACACUCCAUCAGUUUUCGGAGCUCUCCUCAGUUGAAAUUAAUCCAAAUGAACCUUCACAGGCUCUUAUUGCUGCUUCAAAGGAUAUUGUGCUGGUCUCUCUCAAAGAUGGAAAAGUUCUGACACAGCUACAUGGCCAUGAUUAUGUGAUCUACUGUAUGAAGUGGUAUGUUGGUGAAGGGAGCCCACUGUCUCCUGACUCUGCCCCUACCAAUAGUAGGGCAGAAGCUUUAAAAGAGAGCAGUAACACAGUCAGUGAUCAAGGUGAAGGAAAAAAUAAGAAAGGUCCAAGGAAUAAAAGCCAGCAAAGUAAUAAGACUUCAGCAGCUAGUAAUGGGCCAUUCAUUGUAUCAUCUGAUUAUGGCCGCAACAUCUUCCUGUGGGAUCUGUCCGCCAAGAGAUACAUAUGUAAAACCAACAUUCCUCAAUCAACAUCAGGCUUUAGAAAACAGACUUCGAAUAAAGAAAAGAACCCAGGAAAACAACACAUCGCUUUAGCUUGGUACAAGGGGAACCUUUUAUCUUCAAAUGUGAGAGGAGAGCUACUCCAAUGGACACUCUGGUCUGGAGGGUCCAAGUUCAAGGUAAUACAUCAUCUGCACAAUAGAGUUAUAUACAACCUGGAAGUGAUUGGAGACAUGGCAGUAACAUAUGGACAAGAUCGUCUCCUCCAUGGCUUCCACAUCGGGAAUUCCACUCACAUGUUCCAACUGCCUACUCUUGGUGCCUGUGCUAGCUCUCUUUCCUUUUGUCCUCAGGAUGUCAACAGACUAGCUAUUGGUUCUCAGGAGAACAAUAUAAGACUAUUGAAUUUUGCAAGUGACAUACCAUUGUCUACACAGACUGUGUGGCAGAACAUCAAAGGAAAGGUCUUCUCUCUUUCUUGGCACCCAGCUCACGAUGGGCGAUUACUGUUUGGCACUGGCUUAGGUCAGGUAGGGUGGACAGAUGUAUCUUCUGGACGUGUUACAGCAUUUGCCUACUAUCAUCAAAAGCCAGUGUACAAGGUUGAGUGGGGACCUUUAGUCUGUCCUGGGGAGUCAGAAAUGUCAGAUACUUGGUGUGCUUAUUCCUUUGGUGAUCGGGAGAUUGCAAUUCGUGCUUCAUCGGACCCUAUGGCAGAUCCAGUCUUCCUGCAUACACUAAUUCCAGAAUCAGACCCCAGGAAAAUCCCAAAAGAUAUCACAGAAUUCUCAUUCAGUCCAGACUAUAAGUACCUGUCAAUUGGAUCACAGGAUGGACAGGUACGAGUUUAUCGGAGCUGUGACUUGGAGUUGAUGACAAAAUUGGUGGUGGUGAGGAAAUCUAUCCAGCAUCUUCUUUGGCAACCACCAUCAGACUCCACCCCUUCUUAUAUCUUGGCUGUUGGCUCAAGUGAAAAUAAAGUUUACAUAUUCCACUUGGAAGAGCUUCUCAAUAAUGGGGAAAUUGGCAGUACUAUUACUCAGGCAAGCCAAGAGUUGUGUGGUCAUGAAUCACGUGUGGUUUGGUUGGCAUGGUCACCACACGAACUUGGGGUUCUUGCCACAGCUUCGUAUGAUCACACUGUUCAGCUAUGGGACACUAAAACAGGAGAACCAAUGGUCAACUAUGGUGGACACCUUACCAGAGUCUUCCGUGUUGAAUUUAGCCCGGCUGAUUCUGACCUUCUGUACAGUUUUGCUGAGGAGAACUUUGUACAUGUCUGGCGGCCAUCUCAGCUGACAUGUAAAACUCCUGGUGAAAGUACUGCAACCCUAAAGGAAUAUCGCCCCAGAAAAGUGAAGGAGACAGAGGUUGCAGGAGCUACUGAAAAGGAAACUGAAAAGUCACAAGAAGAAUCCACAAAGGGUGAAAAAAAAGCAGCAAGUACUGGUAAUAGCAGUGGCCCAGAGAUUAGUGUAAUUACUUCUAGUGCAAGUAGCAAGAAAGUAGUGUCCAAAUCAUUCUUCCCAAAACUACACAGUGUGUGUUCACGCAAGAAGAGUUUCCACCAGAUUUCUAUCCUCAAUCUCCUUGCUCAGACCAAAGGAGUAAAAUCAGACUUGCACAAGGUAAAGGCAGAUCAAGAACAAGAAGAGGAAGAUUUGGAAGAGGAUUUAGGAGAGGAAAGUGAUGCUGUGGAAGGAGAUGGGGGGAAUGUUCUUCCCAACAUAGUGGAAACAUCAGAAAAAUAUAGUUUCUUAUUAGAAAAGGAAUCUGAAAUGGCCAGCCCAGAGGACUUUGCCUAUGCUCUCAACUUGUAUGGAAACCCUCACCAAAUGGAUUGUCUUAUGGCUACUGAAAUUGAUAAUCAUAAUGGACUUGGUAACAUAAUGCAAGCUGGACAGAUGCACUGCUGGAGAGGAUCUCUGGAUGAUCACAUUCGCUCUGCUGCCAGACAUAAGAAGCUUAACCCCUUUUUGGUGGCAUCUGCACCACAGGUUUCAAUGAAGUUGUGGGAGUUGGCAUGUGAGGCCUAUGCAGAACAACUCGUGGAUGAAGGGGAUGUUAUCACCGGUGUAUCAUAUCUAGUAAACAUCAGUAAGGUUGAACAAGCUGUUAAUAUUCUGCUGGAGCAUCGGCACUACCGGGAAGCACUAGCCAUAACCAAGUGUCGUUUGAGCUAUAAUGAAGAAAUACUGGAGAAGGUUGUAACCAAAUGGGCUUUUUCAGCUGUAUUUGAAGGAAACUUCGACCUAGCUGCUCUCCUACAGUUGAGCAUUGGUCGUGUGGAAGAUGCUGCUCGUACCAUGGCUAGACGAAGUGAUCCUGGGUCGCUAUUUGUCUCAGCCAAGUUGUAUGAGCAUACUGGAAAUGAAGACUUGGCUAACUCAGUUGGACUUUUAGCCCUUAAAGAAGCCUCUCUAAGGCAUGAUCAGUUGAAGAUCAAGUCUUUCUUGAGUCAUUUACCUAAACUUAAUUGGUUCCAGGCAGUAUCUUGCUGCCACAGUGUUAUCCGGGAACUACUGCAGCAGGUCAGUGUAGAGAAGGAAGUAUAUAACUGUUACCUUAUGAGAAGUAUAAGGAAGCAAAAGAACCUAGAUGAUCAAGAGGGCCAAGGUGAAAUGAACAUUGUAAAUGGAAUAGUUAAUUCUGAAGAUGAUCAUAUUCAUGAAAAUGAAGAUAUGAAAUUAGAAGUGAUUGCACCUCCUCUGUGGAUACCUUUACUAGAACGAAUUAUGGAGGAGUGGACAGCACAUGGCAUUACUCAAGAACAGUAUCCCCAGCUUUAUGAGACAGUUACACAUAACCUUUCUACUCAGCAGAUGCCAACAUCUGUUAAACAGCUUUGGUUCUUAGUGUCAGUGGCCUUGAGUAAGUGUCUCAUGAAUACAUGCCAGAAGCUUGGGACCAACAUCUCACC